This is a messenger RNA of Arabis nemorensis, 447 nucleotides long. The record is from the annotation of a GenBank genome assembly. NCBI's taxonomy places the organism in Eukaryota, Viridiplantae, Streptophyta, Magnoliopsida, Brassicales, Brassicaceae.
AUGGUUGAGAAAGAGACUGACUUUAAACCUGGAAUUGAUUACCUUAACAGAUUGCGUUCUGGUGAUUUCGAGUUUCGUCUUAGAAACGAAGCUACGGAUUGGAUUUGGAAGGCUUGUGUUCAUCACCAUUUUGGACCACUCUGCAUUUACUUAUCCAUAAAUUACUUCGAUCGGUUCUUGACAACCUCUGAAUUACCAAAAGACAAGGAUUGGGCUAUUCAAUUGCUUGCUGUGUCUUGUUUAUCAUUAGCAGCCAAAAUGGAAGAAACAUAUGUGCCUCAAUCUCUUGAUUUACAGGUGGAAGAUCCAAAGUUUGUUUUUGAGGCCAAAACAAUAAAAAUAAUGGAACUUUUGAUCAAAGAUCACCACCUUUCAGAGACUGAUAUCUAUAGAUCAUCACAACUCAUACUGAACACCACCAAAGGUGUUGUUACGGCUUUUUACUAA